AUGGCCCCCCGCGCUAUUUCCGCCGCGCUACUCAGCGCCUUCGCGUCGACCGUCCUCGGCCACGGCAUGGUCACCAGCUUCGCAACCGACGGCACGGAACACCAAGGCUUCAUCCUCGACUACUACUACGACAAAGUCAACGGCGCGCCAGUGCCCGACAUCGCGGCGUGGUACGCAGAGAACCUCGACAGCGGCUUCGUCGCGCCCAACGCGUACCAAACCGAAGACAUCAACUGCCACAUCAACGCCACGCCCGGCACCCUCGCCGUUGAGGUCAAGGCCGGCGGGACGGUGCAGUUCAACUGGCCCGCCACCUGGCCGCACCCGUACGGUCCCAUCCUGACCUAUGUCGCCAAGUGCGCGGGCGAGUGCACGGAGGCGGAUAAGUCGUCGCUAAAGUGGGUUAAGAUUCAGGAGCAGGGGAUCGACUACGACUCGCAGGUGUGGGCGUCGCAGGUGCUGGUGGACCAGGGCGGCAAGUGGGAAACCAAGGUUCCCGCGAGCCUGGCGUCGGGGAACUAUGUCUUCCGUCAUGAGAUCAUUGCGCUGCAUGGCGCGGGCAGCCCGAACGGCGCCCAGAAUUACCCGCAGUGCUUUAACAUUGCUAUUACCGGCGGGGGGUCGGCCAACCCGGAGGGCACGCUGGGCGUGGACCUUUACAAGAGCGACGACCCGGGCAUUUUGUUCAACCCGUAUGUGACUAUCAAGGACUACACCAUUCCGGGGCCGAAGCUGUUCUCCGGUUAG
Messenger RNA from Dichotomopilus funicola, 747 nucleotides. RefSeq names its product glycoside hydrolase. The record is from RefSeq and is a predicted model, not a curated record. The transcript has a single exon. Lineage: Eukaryota; Fungi; Ascomycota; Sordariomycetes; Sordariales; Chaetomiaceae. The coding region runs from base 1 to 747 and encodes 248 amino acids.